Messenger RNA from Alternaria hordeiaustralica, 618 nucleotides. RefSeq lists its product as uncharacterized. Lineage: Eukaryota; Fungi; Ascomycota; Dothideomycetes; Pleosporales; Pleosporaceae. The transcript has a single exon. Bases 1 to 618 code for a protein of 205 amino acids. The record is from RefSeq and is a predicted model, not a curated record.
AUGUUCACUCCCACGACGGCCGGCUCCCUAUCGCCCUACGAAGCUCUCCCUUUAUCGCGAGGAAAGAUACGGGUUCUGGAGGUUGCGCCCGCAAGCUUCGGUGAGCCCGUCGAGUGCACCAUGAAACGCAUCUCGCUUCUCGACGAUCCGGUGCCAGCCUACGAGACUAUCUCAUAUUGCUGGGGAGCUCCUCGAGAUCCGUCCACCAUAGAGCUCAAUGGACACCUGACAAAAGUACCGGCAAGCUCAGAGGCCGCUGUUAGACGCAUGCGACUUAGCGAUCGACCGCGAGUACUCUGGAUCGACGCCAUAUGCAUCGAUCAGUCGUCGACGACAGAACGCAGUGCACAAGUAGCUUUGAUGGCGACCGUGUAUAGCAAUGCGCAGCACAAUCUCGUUUACCUUGGCGAAGAUGACGACGACAUGGCUGAGAGAGCCAUCAAGGCUCUCCAGGACGUUAUGGAUGACAUGCGCCCCGCGACUGCAGACUGCACCCUACUGUGGGAAACCGUUCGCAGUGGGACAACGGGCGCCGUUGUAACCUCAAAUGAACCUUUCAGCGCGAGUGUUGACUUCGAAGCUCUUGAAGCUCUUUUCAGUCACCACUGGUUCAGGUAA